UAGAAAGUGAGAACAACGACGCAUGGGUGGAAAGCACCUACGAUAACUGAACAAUACCUCGACCAAUGGGUGGUGAACCUACUGGAAAAGAGCAAAUAAGAGUAAACGAAAAGAAGAAUAAAAGAGAACAAACAAUCGCGUGAGACCUCUGAGAGCGACAAAACGGUGCGUUGAUUUUCCAGCUUUUCGUUGCCCGAAAACAUAACGGUCCCAAGCGCCAAGCAGCUUACAAGUGGCUUUCCGAACCACAUCAGAGGCACAUUCAAGUUGACGCGUUGUUUUCUCCGGGAAACUUUCUCACUCGUUUCGCUACUUUGUGCGCCGCGCUUGAGGGGCACUCUGCCUGGCGCUCGUCGUCAUUCGCGUCGUAGUCGUGGCCUGGCCGGGGGAUAGAGCUCUCGAGAGAUCGCUCUCGGCGUGGUGCGUUCUCAUUUCCGAUCGCGAAGUGCGCUUUUUGUAUUACUAUUUUCUUGGAGUUCAAGUCCAAGAUCUUGUGCGCGGGGCAAAUCGGUGGUUCAACAGCCAGCCAGUGACCAACUUGUGCUUGUGCAGCGUUCAGUCGGUGCGGAAUUCGUUGAACUCUUUCUCGGUCCUCUCGCGAGCUUCACCGUGUUUCGAGCAACCCAGGAGGAACAGGGCCUGAGUGGGGCGGCCAAUAUCGCGCACUGUGUUCCCGUUGUUCGGGGAAUUGAAAUUUGUAUAUAGAAUUGUAGUGACACUAUUCGAUGCAACAUUUCCUAGGAGUUGAUGGUGUGUUUAUACAAGGUUCUGUUAUCAGUAUCGUGUGUUGAGUGUUGGUGAAAGAUAAAAAUACAAGUUCGCUAUUAUCAGGCCAAAUAGACGGCCCUUGGUUUGCAAAGUAGAGUGUGCUUGACCAAGAAAACGAUGAGUUGUUCGGUAUCUGUCUCGGGCUAAUGAAAUUUCACGGAUCAACUGCGAGUGCAUUAAUUUUUACCGUUCUCCUCAAAUUGUGGAGAAAACACGCCAAAGGAAGAAGCCCGUACCAAACCGAACCAAACAUAGAAUUUCAAUCUGUAGUGUGUGAUUCAGUGUGAGUGGGGUGCACAUAGAAAAUAGACCAACCAGACCCGAUCCCAUCGGAGUAUACACCGCACUUUAAUUAGAUUCCUCUUUCUUGGAAUCGUCGAUCCUGAUUUCUUCGGUUUUGAUUGUCUGAACAGGCGCGUGUGCGACGCAUCCAAACCCAAAUGCCUUUGUUCAACAAAAAGAGUGCAAAAAUCUCUAACCCAUCCCCUCCCAUGACGAAAGAUCCUCACCAGCAUCAUUUGUACGAGAACAACAACAGCUACAGCGGCAACGGCAAGAAUCUGGCAGGCAGCACGACGAUGCCUACGGCGCCGCACAUCGAUGACCUGAACGGCAGCCACGAGAGCAACGUGACCAAGCCGCAGCUCGUGUUCAACUGCCAGCUGGCCCACGGCAGUCCAACGGGGUUCAUCACCGGGUUUGCCAGCGUCAAGGAGCUGUACCAGAAGAUCGCCGAAUGCUACGAUUUUGCGAUGGAUGAGAUUUUAUUUUGCACGCUAAACUCGCACAAGGUCGACAUGAGUAACCUGCUGGGUGGACAAAUCGGGCUGAACGAUUUCAUCUUCGCACACAAAAAAGGUCGACCCAAGGAGGUGGAAAUAGUCAAAUCGGAAGACGCCCUCGGACUGACCAUCACCGACAACGGUGCCGGAUAUGCGUUCAUCAAGCGGAUCAAGAACGGCAGCGUCAUCGAUCGGAUCCCACACAUACAGGUUGGCGACCACAUCGAAAAGCUAGACGGUAUCAAUGUGGUCGGAAAGCGACACUACGAGGUGGCCCGUAUGCUAAAGGACAUCCCCACCGGAUCGACCUUUACGAUUCGGUUGGUCGAACCGAUGAAGAGUGGUUUCCAGGGUAUCGCGCCUCGGAAGGGUGGCGCCAAACAGUCCAAACCUGGCUACGGAAGUGGAAAGGAAACGCUUAGGUUUAAGGCCAACGGAAAUGCCACUAUCGAGGACGAGCACGACGACUCAACACAGUGCGGAAUCGAUGCCAUCAAUACACUGCUAGAUUCAUUUAUGGGAAUCAACGACACUGAACUAGCGACGCAGAUAUGGGAUCUAGGCAGCAAUAAAACCAACUCAAUGGACUUUGCCGAGGCGAUUGAUGCUUCCGACCUAGAGGCGUUUGGGUUCACCGACGACUUCAUCAUCGAACUGUGGGGUGCAGUCACCGACGCUCGACAGGGUCGUCAUCGGAGAUAAGACAUGAUAUUGCCGAGGAAACUGUCGUAGCCAAUAGUAACCGCCAAGCCAAUCACUUUGAAGCGUGUUUAUGUUUUACUUCUACUUUUCGGAAAAUAAACAUAAUACGUAUUUAAUUGUGCUUCUACUUGAAUAAUAUUUCUAACGUUCAAAAUCACAGGGGCGUAACUGCAUUGAUCGAUUUCUCUUUGUCGAUGUUUCCUUUUUAUUAUUGUAGUGAAUUGCAGUAGUUUGUGGAAGAUUGUACUGUAUGAGGUGAUAAAUGUUGAUUGCAUCUUGUACCAGAAUCAACAAUCACGCUUGUAGUUUUUAUAACAAUUGAGUUAUUAUCAAAAUACAAAAAAGAUUGAAAGAAAUCGAUCAAUAUAGUUACGCCCUAUGAUUCUAAGCGUGAGAUUUGUUAUCUCGGUAGAAAAUACGGAAGAAAUAAUUUAAAAUGACAUCAUCUUCUCCCAAUCAAAAAGCAAUAAAAGCGAUGAAACACUUUCCGAUAAUCAUAUAAUAAUAGCAUUUAUGUUGAAUAUCCUAUGUUCAGACUUCGCACCUGUUACAUGUUGUUCGGUUAUCUUGAUGGCAUUUCGCUUGAUAACAUGUUAAAACGUCGUAGUGUGAAUGUAAUAUUUAUAGUAAUGAUCAAAAGAAGCAAUCUGGGAGAACUUAAAAACAUUCCUUCAGGAAAAAACCAUACUUAUGAUGAGAAGCGUAGCUAGCUAUCUAAAAGUUACUCAAACAAAUGAAAAGACAUUCGUACAUGUGGAAGUGAUAAUAUCGAUAAUUUUAACUAAUACGUAAUGUUAUUCAGAGCGAAACGUAGGAGAACAAGUGUACUUACUGUUGGAUGGAGAAGAGGAGUUUAUGUAGAUUUUUUAGUAGACUGAAGGAGAAUAAAAUCAAGUCAAACAUUGAGUAGAAAAAUGAAGAUGAAGAAUUUAUUUUAACCGUGUAUAUCAAGUAAAGAUUCGACUUAUACGUUUAAGCAACACGAACAUCUAGAAAUACAGAGUUAAGGUAAA
Molecule: messenger RNA, 3265 nt
Organism: Armigeres subalbatus
Lineage: Eukaryota; Metazoa; Arthropoda; Insecta; Diptera; Culicidae
Product: PDZ domain-containing protein GIPC3-like
Exons: 6
Coding region: 1209-2252 (347 amino acids)
Molecular function (GO): protein binding
Source: RefSeq, a predicted model, not a curated record